CUUCCUGGGAUGCAGGAGGAAUUAGAACUGGUGGAGGAUGUCUGGAGAGGGGAAGCACAGGACCUUCUUACCCAAAUUGCACAGCUGCAGGAGGAGAAUAAACAACUGAUGACAAACUUGUCUCACAAAGACAUUAAUUUCACAGAAGAGGAAUUUCAGAAGCAUGAAGGAAUGUCGGAGAGAGAGCGGCAAGUCAUGAAGAAGCUGAAGGAAGUGGUAGACAAACAGAGGGAUGAAAUCAGAGCAAAGGACCGGGAACUCGGACUUAAAAAUGAGGAUGUAGAGGCUCUUCAGCAGCAACAGAACAGAUUAAUGAAAAUUAACCAUGACCUGCGGCACCGGAUCACCGUUGUUGAGGCUCAGGGGAAGGCGCUGAUUGAGCAGAAGGUGGAGUUGGAAGCAUAUCUGCAAACCAAGGAGCAGGAGAUGGGCAACCUGCGAGCAGAGCUGGGGAAACUGAGAGAAAAACUGCAGGGGGAGGACAGCCAAAAUGGGGAGGAAGUAAAGGCAGAACCAAACAAUGAUGACUGCCUCUCAGAGUCAGAAAAGAUGGCAAUGGACUUAAAAGAUCCGAAUCGUCCAAGAUUCACCUUGCAGGAGCUCCGGGAUGUCCUUCAUGAGAGGAAUGAAUUGAAAUCUAAAGUAUUUUUACUUCAAGAGGAGCUGUUAUAUUACAAAAGUGAGGAAACAGAAGAAGAGACUAGAUCCCCUCAACCUACACCCAUAAUUCAGUCAAAACCCUCAACUCAGCCUGAAUCUGGAAUCAAACGACUGAUCUUUACAGCCAUAAUGCCCAUGGUAGCAGCUGGAUUGAUUCCAGACGAUCCCACAUUGCAGCCAAUAAGAAGACUUGUGUCCCUUGUUUAGUUUCUUCUCUCGUGAUAAGAAACGUAUGCAGGCAUCACAGAAAAAUGUCCACUUCCAGGAUACUUUUGGAGAAUGGUCAAAUUCAAAUAAAGAUGACUCCUACACCGAACAAGGACAAGAAGCUCUGCAGCAUCUGUGACUAGAACCUUGAGGUGUUCGGUUUACCGCAGUAGAUCUCGACAGUCUAGUAACAAGAAGCUUCUGUAAGCAAAUCCGGCAGCUCAUCACUUUUAUUUGCCUUGCACACCUCAGUGGUUGUGUUUCAGAUGUACUCGUCAAAAGGGAUCCCUCACUGUUUACUUGGUGACUGUUUGCUGAAAACAGAAUCCAAGCUUUGUAGUAACAGCCGCCGAUACCCUGGGACAUCGAAGCUUCUAGAUGACUUGUUUUGUGCUGAGUAACAAGUCUAUGGUCUUGUUCAUGCAUUAACUACAGUAACACAAGCUUCUUUAAACCAAAAAAAGGACCUGUGCCAUUAUUAGAAGUUUGUUUGCAGUGUCCAAUAUCUAGUGGCAAAGACUCCUUUACCCUGUUUGUUAACACUAUCGGUUGUUUGCUUUUACCCUGUUUGUUAACACUAUCGGUUGUUUGCUUUUUAAUUCUGUAAGAAUUUUUUCAAGAGGGAUACGACAGCUGGCCACUCUCCGUGGCACAUCUUAGCACUGCUGUGUCCUGUCAAGUUCAGCUGACAUCUGCAUUUUGCAGAGUAACCACUUGGAAAUCCACCUGGUACAAACUGAUAAACUGGAGUAGCCUUGAGAGGGAUAGCGAGUGUAUAUUUCCCUUGCUGCUUAUAGUGCCUAAAGCGUGAAGAAACCGAUGUAUGAGGUGAGCGUGCCUUGCAUUUUGCCAUGAGUUCUGCAGUAUUAAUGGAAAACAAAUCGCUUACAAGGAGGAAUUCUAACACUUGAAUUUUUUCUUUCUUACUGGGGACUUCCCCCUAGAGUAGCAGACAGCUGCUGUAAAGGAAUUAGGUCUCUUUCCCACAGACAGGUUUUUAAUUAAGUCACACUCCACUUUUCUGUCUAGGUAAGACUGCCGAACUUCAGAGCGAAAGACAUCCUCAGCUAGCUGACAUAAACUAUUUUAACUGACUUAAGAGAUGUCCCCAACUCAAAACUUUUCUCUGACUAGUCUAAACACUACUUGGGCAGAGCAGGUGAAUUCUGUAUAUGCAGGCUGCUCCGCUGGUGUUGGUUGAUGUCUGGGUCGCCUGCAGUUACAGGGGCUUAACUCGCCAGCAGAAGCCCAGCACAGCUGAGCUGCCAGGAGGUGGGAUUUAGAUCUGCUUUGCAAUUGAGAUUGUGAGACCUCAGUUGUACUUAAAAAAA
Molecule: messenger RNA, 2198 nt
Organism: Pygoscelis adeliae (Adelie penguin)
Lineage: Eukaryota; Metazoa; Chordata; Aves; Sphenisciformes; Spheniscidae
Gene: RILPL1
Product: Rab interacting lysosomal protein-like 1
Exons: 8
Coding region: 10-867 (285 amino acids)
Biological process (GO): cilium assembly
Cellular component (GO): ciliary basal body; cytoplasm
Molecular function (GO): protein dimerization activity
Source: RefSeq, a predicted model, not a curated record